CACAUAUGGUCUUUUAGAGAGAGAAAAAAAGUGAUCUCGGGCAAAAGGUUUGUUUAGGAUAUUGACACGCGUACUCCAGCAUCCACAUAAACAAGCCAAUGUGGAUGAUUUCUUUUCCUGCAACUCAUUAGAUAACAUAAUGGCUGCUGCCGUAGGAGCCUCCUUCAAUCAUGUCGCCAGAGAGUCUUCGGACGUCGAUCGGCUUGCCCACUUUUACCAAGACAUAUUUGGAUUUGAACGAAUUGAAAGCCCUAAAUUUGAGUUCAAGGUGAUAUGGCUUAGGCAAUCGCCUUCUUUCUGCCUUCACCUCAUCGAGAGGGACCCAACCACCAAGCUUCCAGAAGCUCCAUGGAGUGCUGCUAGCGAUGCUGUCGCAGAUCCCAACAAGCUCUUCAGAGGCCAUCAUCUUUGUUUCACUGUUUCUAAUUUUGACCACUUCGUCACUGCUAUCAAGGCAAAAGGAAUUCAGACACAUGAGAGGACUCAGCCGAAUGGGAAAACCAAGCAAGUCUUUUUCUUCGAUCCUGAUGGUAAUGGCUUGGAGGUUGCUAGCAGUGAGUAACCAGAUCCAUAAAAUAGAUGACAAUGUAAUGCACCAUAGUUAAGGAUGGUAAUAAACUUUUAAAACUGGAUGUUGUUGUGUUGUGUUGAUUUACAUGUUUUUCUUUUUUCUUUUU
Molecule: messenger RNA, 677 nt
Organism: Helianthus annuus (common sunflower)
Lineage: Eukaryota; Viridiplantae; Streptophyta; Magnoliopsida; Asterales; Asteraceae
Product: lactoylglutathione lyase
Exons: 4
Coding region: 140-562 (140 amino acids)
Source: RefSeq, a predicted model, not a curated record